Molecule: messenger RNA, 1640 nt
Organism: Pogonomyrmex barbatus (red harvester ant)
Lineage: Eukaryota; Metazoa; Arthropoda; Insecta; Hymenoptera; Formicidae
Product: rhodopsin
Biological process (GO): phototransduction; G protein-coupled receptor signaling pathway; visual perception
Cellular component (GO): membrane
Molecular function (GO): G protein-coupled receptor activity
Source: RefSeq, a predicted model, not a curated record
UAUUAAAGAAUCAGAAUCGUCGAGUUGUAUAUCUUUUGAGGUCUCCAAACUCAGCGGACAACAAUCGCGAAUGAUUUUUCGCGUUCUAUUCUUGUUGCAUCUUCGUAAGGUUUCUGUGUGCGACGCUCAAGGUACUCCCAAGGUAUUCCCAAAUCCUGCGUAAUCUAAUAGAGAACUCUUUAAGACUGUUUGGCGACUUAGAAAGUUAUUGUAUAUAGUCGUAAAUACGUAAGAUUGCGAUGCGUAUUUAAGCGCCGCUUGCUGUCGCGGCGAACUCCGAGCCGCAACAGAUAGUGGACCGAACAGGGAACUCUACUUGCAAGCUUCACAGAAGGCCCGUUACGAGACAUCACGCCGACGACAGCAAUCUUGCGGUGUAUUUGGAUUAAUUCACAAUUUAUCAUAAUUUUAUUCAAGUAGCAACAACAGAGUACAAAUGUCUCUUGCAUCCGGACCAAGCCAUGCAGCCUACACGUGGGCAGUGCAAGGAGGCGGAUUUGGUAAUCAAACGGUGGUCGACAAGGUGCCACCGGAGAUGCUGCACUUGGUCGACGCCCACUGGUACCAAUUCCCACCAAUGAACCCUCUGUGGCACGCAGUCCUUGGCCUCGUCAUUGGAGUCCUCGGCGUAAUAUCCGUCAUCGGUAACGGCAUGGUGAUAUACAUAUUCACCACCACCAAGAGUCUUCGCACUCCAAGCAAUCUGCUCGUCAUCAAUCUCGCCAUCUCUGACUUUCUCAUGAUGUUGGCCAUGUCUCCAGCUAUGGUGAUCAACUGCUAUUACGAGACUUGGGUGUUAGGACCCUUAUUCUGUGAACUAUACGCCUUGGCGGGCUCCCUGUUCGGAUGUGGGUCCAUAUGGACAAUGACGAUGAUCGCAUUCGACAGGUACAACGUAAUUGUCAAAGGUUUGUCUGCUAAGCCAAUGACCAUUAACGGCGCCCUCCUGCGCAUAUUUGCCAUCUGGAUUUUCGCACUGAUUUGGACAAUCGCGCCAAUGCUUGGGUGGAACCGCUACGUGCCCGAAGGCAAUAUGACCGCUUGUGGUACCGACUACUUAAACAAGGAUAUGUUCUCCAGAUCAUACAUCUUAAUCUAUAGUAUCUUCGUCUACUUCACGCCAUUGUUCCUCAUCAUUUACAGCUAUUUCUUCAUUAUUCAGGCUGUCGCUGCUCAUGAAAAGAAUAUGCGUGAGCAAGCAAAAAAGAUGAAUGUCGCUUCCUUACGAUCAGCUGAAAACCAAAACACCAGUGCCGAAUGCAAACUGGCAAAGGUAGCUUUAAUGACCAUUUCUCUAUGGUUCAUGGCGUGGACUCCUUACCUAGUCAUCAAUUAUGCGGGCAUCUUUGAAACAACCAAGAUCAGUCCACUCUUCACGAUCUGGGGUUCACUCUUUGCGAAAGCCAAUGCUGUAUACAAUCCUAUUGUGUAUGGCAUCAGUCAUCCCAAGUACCGAGCUGCUCUCUUCCGGUUUCCAUCUCUGUCAUGUACUACGGAGCCGGCGCCUGGCGCGGAUACAAUGUCCACGACUACUACGGUUACGGAAGGCAAAAACCUGCCGCAUAAAAUCAUGACUCUGUACACAUCGAUUUUUUGACAAUGCAUUUUACAAAUGAAUAUAAUACCAUGACAUACUCUUA